AUGGAUUCUACCACAACCUGCCAACUAAAAGACCCCUCGCUGCUGAUCGGAAAGAACUACAUCGAUGGGCAAUGGAUUGAAGCUGCUUCAGGGAAGAGAUUCAACGUGACAGAUCCUGCAACCGGCAACGUUAUUGGAUCCUGCCCAGAGUCCGCAAGCGAAGACGUGGAAACCGCCAUUAAGUCUGCAGCUGCAGCGCUUCCAGCAUGGCGAUCUCGCACCGGGCGUGACCGUGGCCGGAUUCUGCGCCGCUGGUUCGAGUUGAUCAUGGAGAACAAGGACGAUUUGGCUACCCUCAUCACACUGGAAAAUGGAAAGGCCAAGCCUGAUGCGACAGGCGAGGUCCUCUUUGCAGCGAGCUUCUUCGAGUGGUUCUCCGAAGAGGCUUCCCGGGUUUAUGGGGAUGUCAUUCCACACAGUCAGCCUAGUUUUAGGGUGUCUGUUUUGAAAGAGCCUGUCGGAGUUUGUGGGUUGAUCACACCAUGGAACUAUCCUGCUGCCAUGAUUACUAGAAAACUCGGUCCCGCACUUGCUGCUGGCUGCACUGUGGUUGUAAAGGCAGCCGGCGAGACCCCGUUUACCGCCAAUGCGCUGAUCCAGCUUGGUGAAAGAGCUGGUAUCCCUGCUGGUGUUGUCAACAGUAUAGCCGCGUUGGAUAAUACACCAGAAAUUGGCCAAGCCUUAUGUGCUUCCAACACUGUCCGCAAGAUCUCCUUUACCGGCUCGACAAGAGUAGGAAAACUUCUUAUGCAACAGUCUAGUCAUUCAUUAAAGAGGCUGAGCCUCGAGCUGGGUGGAAAUGCCCCAUUCAUUGUCUUCGAUGAUGCUGACCUGGACCUGGCACUGGAAGGUGUCGUCGGCAGCAAGUUCAAGUCUUCAGGACAGACAUGCGUGUGCUCGAACCGCAUUUUCGUGCAGAGAGGCAUUUACCCGGAGUUCCUUCGCAGACUUCAGGAUAUCGUUCGUGGAUUCCAACUUGGGAACGGCUUCGAUGAUAAGACUACACAUGGCCCAUUGGUGACUCCGGCGGCGGCAGAAAGAGUUGCCGGUCUCGUGGACGAUGCUGUGAGAAGAGGUGCGAAAGUGGAGAUUGGAGGCAACAAGAGACCGGACCUUGGCCCGAACUUCUUCGAGCCGACUAUCCUCACAAACGUCAGCGACGACAUGCGACUGAUGAAGGAGGAGAUCUUCGGCCCUGUAGCACCAAUACUUGCAUUUGACACAGAGGAUGACGUCGUCGCCGCUGCGAACAAGUGCGACGUAGGUUUAGCCUCGUAUAUCUUCACUCGAGACCUCAACCGCGCCCAUCGUUUGUCCGAGCUCUUACAGUUUGGCAUGGUGGCUGUUAACACUGGUGUUAUCUCUGAUGCAGCUAGCCCCUUCGGUGGGAUUAAGCACUCAGGUAUGGGGCGCGAAGGCAGUAAAUAUGGCAUCGAGGACUAUCUUGAGCAGAAGACUGUGGUGACGGGGAACAUUAAAGUAGCUCAUAAGUCUUACCUGUAA
Messenger RNA from Aspergillus thermomutatus, 1503 nucleotides. Its product is annotated as NAD-dependent succinate-semialdehyde dehydrogenase. The transcript has 5 exons. The record is from RefSeq and is a predicted model, not a curated record. Lineage: Eukaryota; Fungi; Ascomycota; Eurotiomycetes; Eurotiales; Aspergillaceae. The coding region runs from base 1 to 1503 and encodes 500 amino acids. Gene Ontology annotation, molecular function: succinate-semialdehyde dehydrogenase (NAD+) activity. Gene Ontology annotation, biological process: GABA catabolic process.